UCGAACCGUAGACCGUAAAAAUAACACAUCUAUUUAUUGUGUUGUCCUAUUCUUAAUUUCUGUUGCAAUAAAGCUUUUAAGAAAGUGUAAUGGUGACAGAGCAGAUCUUAGAUUAAUUAAUCAAAGUAAUGCGCAGCAGAUCUCAGAUCAGGAAAUUAUCAAUCAUCGUCUGCUCAGCAGAGAAACAUCUCAGAACUGGCAUUGUCAAGCACCGCUGAUCUCAGAUCUGUAUGUCUAGCAAUCAGAGCACGAGAUGCUCGUGCACGUGUAGUGGUACUUGGUCGGCGGACGAAGCGAAAACAACACAGAAUUGAUGGUGUUUGCAUCUUCAACCACCAAACAAUUAAACAUCAAAUGAUCUAUGGCUCGUGAGAUUUUAUCAUCUGUCGACUCACAAUGCAAUACAUUCUAGUUUGUGCACCAUGAUGACAUCAUCUCUGGCCCUUACUGUCAACCUUUGAUCGGGUCAGCGAAAACCAUGGCCUCUGCCGACCUCUUAAAACCGGGGUCAGAAGAUCCAGAGCAUGUCCAAGUAAAGAGCCAAGGUCAGGAGGAGUCCCUGCAGAGUCAUAGCCACUACUUUUGUGGUUCUGUAGCGGCGUUCGCCAACAUUGCCAUCACGUUUCCCAUUCAUAAGGCGUUGUUCCGCCAGCAGCUGUUUGGGCUGCGAGUGAGGGAAGCUAUGCUGCAGCUUCAUGCGGACGGUUUACACACUCUAUACCGUGGUAUCCUACCUCCCUUGCUUCAGAAAAGCGCCACCAUUGCUAUUAUGUUUGGAGUUUAUGAGGACUUGUUGGGGUUGCUACACCGUCACGCUCCUCAUGCCCCCGAGGUGUUAACACAGAGCGUUGCUGCAGUUUUGGCGGGAAGUGCUGAAGCCAUCCUAACGCCCUUUGAGAGGGUCCAAACUCUACUGCAGGACCCUCGGCAUCACGGGAGCCUUCAGAACACUGCACAUUCUUUCCGGGUCUUAAUACAGCAACAUGGCAUUCCAGAGCUUUAUCGUGGCCUGGUCCCUAUUCUACUGAGGAACGGCCCUAGUAAUGCUUUAUUCUUUGGUUUGCGUGGCCCACUGAAGGAACUGCUCCCGGAGGCGAAGUCGAAGGCGGGGCAUUUGGUGAAUGACUUUGUAUGUGGGGCGAUUCUGGGAGGAGGGCUCGGGGUGGCGUUUUACCCCCUGAACGUAGUUAAGUCUCACGCACAAGCACAGAUUGGAGGGGAGUUUAAGUCUUGCAGGGCGAUAUUGGUGAACGUUUUGAAAGAGAGGGACGGGAGGGUGAGCCGUCUCUUUCGGGGUGUACAUUUGAACUUCCAACGAUCUAUUUUCUCCUGGGGAAUUAUAAAUGCCACAUAUGAACUUUUGCUGAAAAUGUUAAAUUAGAAGGGUGGCGAACAAAAACACACAACUCUUUAAUGGGACUUAUAAUAUAGCACAAAGACUUGAAUAGGCUACUUUUAGGUUUAAAAGUACAUGUAAAAAUUUCUCCACAUAAGUAAGGUAGUCAUUUGGGUUCGACAUAGAUGGAAUAGAGGGCAAAUAAUUGGUGGCCACGUUUAGAUUUUUGGGUGAGAAAUGCCUUUUAAUUACUUUCCUCCCUACAGAACUUAUUGGAGUUUUCCUAUAGGGGCUGUUUACAAGACAACAUUUUCCUCUGUAAACUGCAACGUUUUAUACGGUUUGGCUGUUUAUUUACACAAAAAGGGCUUUUUGGGGUCCUGAAAACUUGACUCCCAGAAAGUAAACUGUUGCCUACAAUCUGUGUGUUUGUUGUAGUCCAAGAAAAGAGAUUUACAUUGGAAGCAAUAACCCGCUUCAUGGUUUACUUUGGGAUUACCUUUCGUUAACAUGUACUAAUACACACUUACACACCAAAGGAAACGUGAAUCCGACCAUAGUUGCCCUUUAAUUCAAUGUGUAACAUUUGAAUUGGAUAAAAAAAUUGGAAAAUCUUUUAUUAAAGGUCCCGUUCUUCGCUGUAGGCUUUGAAAGGCGAAUUCUGUUAAAAAAAUAUAUCACCUGGCAGUGACCUUUGAGCUUUUUCAUUUUGCAGGUAUUAUUUAUGCUAUUAUAGCAACAUUACACACUAACUAGGGUUUAAAAAAUGGGAUCAGAAAGAACGUGACCUUUAAUGCUGCGUUUACACCAGCCGCGGCAGAGGCGACAAAAACGCGCUGUUGGUGCGUAGUUGGACGCUUGAAUAUUUGAUUUCACUCGCUUCAUUCACGCGUGAAAUUCUAGUCAUUCGAGACAUUCCCGCGGAAAUUCGCGUCAUGGCCUUCUGCGACUCCGCUGAGACUCUGCCACUCUGCUGGCUUCCUUUAAUCACGUCACUACUACAGCAUGGUCCGGAUUGAUUAAUGCGGCAUGGAAAUCCGCCGAAGUUCAGAUUUUUCAACUUGUGGGUUUCUCGCAGCAACGCUCAAUUCACGCGGAAUGCGCCAUUCGCGCAACGCGUUUCACUCCGCAGGAUGCCUAAUUUCGUCUUUGCAUUGACUUAACAUUUAAACACCCACGCUUGCCGCCUCUAGGCGUCAAAAUUGCAUCUACAGUGUCUAGUUUGCUCAGAGACGAAAUCCGCUUCUUGUGGGAGGGGCAAGUGCUGUUUGGUUGUCUGAGUUGUCUUAAGUUUUCAACUCUGGCAUCAACCACAAAUUUGCAUCCAACGCAAAAUAAAAAACACUAUUCGUGCGUACCGCGCCAGACUCCCGAAUAAGGUGUAAUUGCAUCUACGGCGCCGCGCUAAACGCCUCAUUCGCGCCGCGAGACCUCCAGAUACGCGUCUUUACAUUGACUUAACAUUGAAAUCAGUUGUGCUUACCGCCUCUACCGCGGCUGGUGUGAACGCAGCAUGUCUCUUUUCACAAACAUCAUUGACCUUAUAACUAUGAGGGUAUUCUCUGUUGUGUUCCCAGCUUCAUAUUUUUUUUAAACUCACUGUACUGUCAUCUCUUAUUUAAAUCGUAUGUUAUUACUAGGGAGGGAAAUACCACAGUUUACACAUUGGUGGUGUUUUUUGGUUUGAGAUGAGUUUUUUAUAAAGUUUGCUGAGUUAGCUUUAGGGUCGCCAAACUCCGUAGACUCCAGUCACCAAGUGACGACUUAGAUUUUAGUCCAAGCAUUGAUUUGUCAUGUGAAAACCAGUAAACAUAGAAAUGGGUUUGGUGUUUGUGGUCUCUGUAGCUUUCAAGUGGUAACAGAGUCCUUCUUUCUUAGCCAAAUUCUUUUAUGCUUUGAACUCGCUAAAGCUUUAACACAUUAUUUCAGUGACAUAAGCAAUAAUUUUGCCAUGUUUGGUCCAUGUUUCUCAUCGCACUUGAAAACUUUCUGGAAUUGCUCCCAAAUAUAGUGGCAUUUGUUGUGGAAGGCGGGACCACAGUCUCCUCACCAAGGACUAUGAAGUGCAAAUGGAAAAUGACGUGCCCUUUGGAUUUUAUGUGCUGUCAGUGUAAAUGUAAUUUUGUACUAUUUACUUUUAUUUAUUCUAGUCAAAUAUAAGAGAACAAAUAAGUAAUAAAUAAUAAUUUAAUUUAGCAAUACUCUUAGCUUCCACAGUAUAAUUUUUUUUCUUUUAAUGUCAACAUUUAUGCUUCUCAUUUUCAACAUAAGCCCACUUUCACUGAGCAAAUAUCUCUUCCAGUGACAUUUAAGGGGGUCAGUUAAAAUGGCACAAAUGACCUUUUUGUUCAUUGAUGCUCAGCAGUAGACUCAGUUUUUAUACCUGAUAAAGAUGUUUUUAUACUCUAUACUGAUAAUAAAAUAGAUUUUUUGUCGAAGGGGGCAUGUUAAACUGAGUUCAGUUGGCACAUGCAUGCAUGGAUCAUAUACUGUGUACAGAGCGGGAAUAAUUGGUCGCUGUUCACUUCUAAUGCUUAAAAAUUCAGGCUCUGGCCUGCACCCACUAAAGAUGUCAGCACUGAACAGGGCAAAUUUGGGAAACGCAUAUUUAAAGGCAAACCUUGUUUUGUAGAAGGGAAGAGAAUAAGCCAUAAUAAUAUAAAAUAUAUUAAGCAAUUAACAUGCAGAGUUCCAUUUUUAUCUCUGGUUUAAUGACCCAGUUGUCGUUGGUCCAAAUUUAAGUACACCAAACAAGCGACCUAGAUUUGUCACAUGAACUGUGCUUUUAUUUAAUGUGUAUUUAAAGUAAAUAUGAUAAAUAUUUGCUGACGUGCAACCGCAGAAGUUUCACAAUUUAUGCAUGUAUAUUAACAGGAUAUAUAUAGACUAUAAAAAAAUAAUGCCGCAUUAAGUUAAAACAACUUGGUUUUGCAGGUCAAUUGAACCCACUUUUUUUAAGUUUGGGCUUGUGAUAAGUUGACAUAACUUUUAAAAUCAAGUUGAACUUGUUAAAGUAACAUAAAAAUAUAUGUUGAUUUGACAAAAAUGCUGCAUUUUUUUUACAGUGAGAUCUACUCUACCUUUCUCUUGUUUCAGACUUUUGUCUACAUUUUUCUAACCUUUUAAUGAAUCUCCUCCAAAAAGGUCAAGGUUUAUUUCAACUAAAUGUACUUUUGAUGUCAGUGUAACAAGUUAAUUAAUUUUUUUAUUUUUUGAGUUUUUCAUAUGUAAUAAUUUACUGUUAUUUUAUAGACGGUUUUAUCGGACGCACGUCUUUAAUGGUCUGACUAGUUGCUAAACUGAUCUCUUGAACAAAUCCCUCGUCGAAAAUAACAAAUGUUUUGGUUUCCUAGGUAAUCUAUGUGUUGUUUUUUUGCUUAUAUAAAUAAACUACGUUUAAAGUACUUUGUUGUUAUUUAUUCUUAGCGGAGUUUACCGGAAUUUACGUGCGGACCGCGACAGCCGCUUGUUUAUGUUGUUACUGCUGAAACCGUCUAUACAAAUUUUGUUUAAAAGCACUGUAUUUUCAAGCAUUUUUCAAUUUAUCCCCUUACCUUGGUUUCUUUUUUCUCUCUUAAUAUUAUUAUUCUGUAUAUACAAUUUAUAAUAUAUAUUUUAUAAGUGCCAUGUAUGAAUGAAUGUGUGUUCUAGUUCAAAUAUUAAACUUUAAGCGACAGUUCACCGAAAAAUGUAAGAUAUUGUAAGGCCUAGUCUUAUCUUAAGCAAAUCCCUGUCCAGAAAAUGUUACAACCAAAAAAAUAUUAAAUUCACUUGUAUAAAACCUACAUUGUUCUAUUGUGGGCUACAUAAGUUCCUUGUGUAUCUGUGUAUUUGUUUUACAAUUGAACAUGGCUUGUUUUAAAAAAUUAAACAUCUAGGGGUGGAUUCCCGCACAAGGAUUAGUUUAAGACCGGACUAGACCUUAGUUUAAUUAGGAAAUAUAUCUAGUUUUAACAAACAUGCCUUACUAAAAACAUUACUUGUGUGCAUUUUGAGGCAUCAAAGGGCAUUGGUGUGUUUUAAGAUAUUUCAGUGCAAGUUGUUUUUAGUUUAGCAGCUCUUACAUUUAUUUUAGUCUAGGAAACCGCCACCUAAAGUUAACAUUUUGAAAUCUCAAUGGACUAAAUAUAGGAGCGGUUUCCCGGACAGGGCUUAUCCUAGUCCAAGUCUAAAAUGCAUGUUUGAGCUUCCUUAAUUUAAAAACAUCUUGUACUGCCAGAUCUAAACAUAUAUCACUGAUAUUGUUUUUUCUCGGGAUGCACACCACUAAUGUUUUUUUUUUGUUAAGGUAUGUUUGUAAAAUCUACUUAAAUGUCCUAUAAGUCAUGGUUUAACCUAAACCGAGUCUGGGAAACCGCCCCAUAUUGUUUAACUCAGGGGUGGGAAUCCUGGUCCUGGAGGGCCACUGUCCUGCAGAGUUUAGUUCUGAAAAAUCAAAUCAAAGUCUUCAGGGUUACUUGGAAAUGAAAUGCAGGUAUGUUUGAUUAGGGUUGGAGCUAAACUCUGCAGGACAGUGGCCCUCCAGGACCCAGUGUUCCCCACCCCUGGUUGAACUGGUCAUCUCUAUCUCAGUAGGCUACAUUUUAAUCAGAAAUCAUAACUGAAAUGGUGCUAGAAAGUGAUUUUGUUUAUUAAUAAAUGCAGCAAGCAGUACUUCAUUCUAAUUCUAAGCAUAGCCCUCGUUUUAAAUGAGAGCGAAUUGCAGGAAAUAAUCCAACAGGGGGCGAUGAUAUCAUGACCAAAACAGCUCCCACUUACACAUUGGGCUGGAGGGUGUAUUACUUCUUAUCUAAAUUUUAUUUUUGCCACACAGCAUGCUUUAGUGAUCGUAGCUGUAAUGACCUGAAUUACUGCUAAUUGUUAUUGAGCAAUUCUAGGAAAACAAAUAGCAGUAAAAAUAUAAUGCCCAGUCCCUGUUCCCUAACUAGUGGACCCUUAUUCAACCAAUUACGGCUUUGUAUAUGACAAGUUUUGAUGCAGAAAUAUACAUACUAGAGAUUAAGCGAUAUAUUGUUUUUACUGAUU
This is a messenger RNA of Paramisgurnus dabryanus, 6361 nucleotides long. It is a transcript of the gene slc25a51a, whose product is annotated as solute carrier family 25 member 51a. NCBI's taxonomy places the organism in Eukaryota, Metazoa, Chordata, Actinopteri, Cypriniformes, Cobitidae. Gene Ontology annotation, cellular component: mitochondrion. Gene Ontology annotation, molecular function: NAD transmembrane transporter activity. The record is from RefSeq and is a predicted model, not a curated record. Gene Ontology annotation, biological process: mitochondrial NAD transmembrane transport.